AUGAGUAUGGAGAAUCAGAUAUUGCUUGAUAUAAGAUCAGUAAUAGACAGUGGACUUGUAACUGAAAUAUUUAGUCAAAAUAGUCCUGUUAGUUCUGAAAACUUUAAUCUGGAAACUGCAGUAAUUAAUAAUCCCAUUGAAGAAGGAUUGCUAUCUAGUCAAGACAAUAAUUUAUGCACUGUAAAUGUGGGAGAGACUUUGUUAGAUCACUUCAAGUAUCCACUUACCAUUGAAAAUCAAAAUACAAUAGUAAAAGUUGAAGUACAUCCACAUGGAAACAACAGCUGUGAUGAUGAAGAUCUUGAAAAAUACAAGGAAUUAAAUCUUCCAGAAGAAGCUGAACAUAUACAUUCACCUUAUCUGCCUUCAAAUGGUGUCCACUUUCUUUCUUCUGUAGCAAUACAGCAUAAAAAUUGCAGUGUUCCAACUACAAGCAUUUUCUCUCCAGAAGGAACAGUCAAUCAAAAUGUCAGAAUGAUACCAGUGUUCAGAUCAUUCAUACCUCCAAUUGCAGUUGAGAAUAAGUCUAUUUAUUAUGAUCAGUUUAAAGGAAUCCAAAACAGUACUAUGCAGUUACAAAACUUGACCAAUUGCUUAAAUGAAUCUUCCAGUGAUAUCUGUGGCUUACCUCAGAAUAGUGCUUCUGUCUAUGAUGAAAUAGUUAUCUGCCAGUUGGAAGGAGGUACUCAAAUACUCUGUAUAAACAAUUGUGGUACACAAGAACUAAACCCAGUUCAUCUAAUUCCUGAGUAUCACGACCAACAUCAUUAUCUUCAAUCAGAUGUGGACAACCCUGUAACAGCUGUACUGGGGCAGUUUUUGCCUGUUCCAGGUGAACUGGUUCUGAAUGAACAAGAGUUUGAAAAUGGACCCUUACAACCAGUAGCUAACACUGCCACGUUCCAUCUAGAAUCAAAUCUGCAUGGGCCAGUGAAAAUGACCUCAGAGGGCUUACGUUUUGGUUCAGGGAUUACAAAGUCUAUGAAACCAUGUAACUGCACAAAAUCUCAGUGUCUUAAAUUAUAUUGUGAUUGCUUUGCCAAUGGUGAUUUUUGCAACAACUGCAACUGCAAUAAUUGUUACAACAAUCAAUUUCAUGAAACUGAACGAUUCAAAGCCAUUAAGGCCUGUCUUGAUAGGAACCCAGAAGCUUUCUUACCAAAAAUUGGGAAAAGGAAACUAGGAGAAAUUAAACCCCACCAUAACAAAGGAUGUAAUUGCAAGCGCUCAGGAUGCCUCAAGAAUUAUUGUGAGUGCUUUGAGGCUAAAAUUAUGUGUUCCUCUAUUUGCAAAUGCAUUGGUUGCAAAAAUUAUGAAGAAAGUCCAGAUGAAAAAAAACAGUUGAAUGUGCUAAACUACGUGGACAUUGGAAAUAAUGAAGGAAAUAGCCCAGUUUUAACAUCAACAUUCAAAAUGUUACCAAAAUUGAAGAAGGACAGGCAACCAGCUAUAUGUAUAACUUGGGAAGAAGUGAAAGCAAUAUGUGCUUGUCUUCUAGUGCAAGCUGAAGAGGCAGAAAAAAGAGGUUACUCUAUCUGUCUAGCUGAGCGGAUGAUAAUGGAGGAAUUUCGGAGGUGUUUAUCCCAGAUCCUACGUGCAUAAUUAAAAUCUAAAGGACUGAAAGUUGAGUAAUGUUCAAUGUAUUAUAAAGCCAAUAAGUAUUAAUAUUGAUAUGUUGCCAUAAUCUCCACAAUUUUGCUACUUAAUGAUCUUACUUUGAUCUUUCAUAGGAAUAAUUUCAUUGACUUCAGCUGAAUUCUUUCUGAAUUAUGCUGGUGUAAGCAGCACCACAUCCAGCAUUUUUCCGAGUAACUUAAUAUGUACAAAGCUUAGUAUAUUUUCUACUAAAACAGAUUUUCUCUGUAGUUAGGGCUUUCUGAGCUGAUUCUUCAGUCUUUACUUAGACUCCUAUUAAAAGUAAGUUUAACUUAAAAUUACUUUAUUGGAAUGUUUAUGUGAGUGGAGAUGCAGUAAAAACUGAGUAAGAAUUUGCUAUCUUAGUUUGGUUAUUUUAUUAAUUGUGAAACAAUUCCAUUUCCAGUGGUAGUAGGCAAAUCUACUGAGUUUAGCUUUGGGUCUUCUCUGUUUUGGCAACUUAUUUCUGCUGUCUGCAGAUGUACUCUUUUUGGAAAACAGAGCAAUGUUGUCAAUAGGUUUGGUAUUUACUGUUGGAAAAAAAACACACACCAGACUUUGUUCAACGUUAUAUUUGUUAGACAGAUGAGCCUCCUAAAGAAUAGGAGGAAGAUGACCUCCUUUUUACUCCUAUUGUAAAGUACAAGACUUUGUGAUGGGAAAAUCUUUUAUGUGCAUAGCAUUUAGGAUUGAAAUUUGCUGAAUCCUACAUUUGCAAUCCAGUUUCCCUUAAAGCUUGGAAUAGCUUUUGUUUAAUUAUUAAUUUUUCUUAUGUGGACAUUUUCUCUGUGACAUUUCUUCCUCUUCUCGUUUUCACUGUUGGGAUAAUAGUAGAUUUUAUUUUCUCUAACAGGAGUGAGCUAUUUGCUGCCAUGUUUCUGGAAAAGAAAAAAUGAGUUAAAAAUUGUUAUCUAAAUUAAUUGACAGAUUAUAUAAAA
Aptenodytes forsteri (emperor penguin) is the source of this 2573-nucleotide messenger RNA. It is a transcript of the gene TESMIN, whose product is annotated as testis expressed metallothionein like protein. Gene Ontology annotation, biological process: regulation of DNA-templated transcription. The coding region runs from base 1 to 1602 and encodes 533 amino acids. The transcript has 11 exons. Gene Ontology annotation, cellular component: nucleus. The record is from RefSeq and is a predicted model, not a curated record. Lineage: Eukaryota; Metazoa; Chordata; Aves; Sphenisciformes; Spheniscidae.